Messenger RNA from Dracunculus medinensis (Guinea worm), 834 nucleotides. Lineage: Eukaryota; Metazoa; Nematoda; Chromadorea; Rhabditida; Dracunculidae. The record is from the annotation of a GenBank genome assembly.
AUGGAUAAUCUCAUAGAAAUUUCUAACGAAUUUAGAAAAGAAUUGGAAGUUUUAUUAACGAAUGUCAAGGAACAAGCAAUCAAUUCGUUCUUAAUUACUUGUGACUAUGUAAGAAUUCGAAGAUUUUUCUCAGCCUACGAAUAUUCAGUUGAUUUUUCACUCAUUUUAAGACCCCUCACUAUUACUGGUCAGACUCGUUCCACUGUGGACAAAUAUCCAUCCGUUGACGAUAGAAAUACAACUGAAUUUAAGGAUGAGUUGAUCGUAGCUUUACAAGAUGUAUCACCAUUAACUAACGUCGAUUUUCGGAAGUUGACAAUCACUUAUUUUUGGCUUACAAUCAUGCUUCUCGGAAUGACUAUUGGUGGAGCAUUCGGAACGCUUUUGUCUCCUUUAGUCGCAUUGCUAAUAAACGAUUUCUGUGCUGCACUUAUCGCCUAUAUUAUUUUGCCAUUAUAUAUGUUUUAUGAGUUGGAGGAAGAGGGAGAAAUGGCAAAAGACAAAGAAACAAAAGUCGCAUUUCAUCGUGCACUCCUAGUAUUCGCUAUUCUAGAGGUGGUCUUUUACCUAAAUUUCUUACCACUAAAUGCAGUUAAAACUUCGAUAAUUUCUUUAUUUCUAUUUAUUUUCAGUGAUCGCAAAAGAUUUUUUAAUAUAACACUUGGUAGUGGAAUCUUGGUGAACAUUCUUGUUGGCUUUCCAUUUGGUUUAACAUUCUCCUAUUUUUUAUUGCUUCUUUGCUAUAGCGCAACUGCUUUUGCCACUCUUCAAUUGUAUUUCAGAUAUGCAAACGAACAGGUUCUUUCCUUAUUUCUCAAAAUGUUAUGCUUUUAA